Messenger RNA from Myiozetetes cayanensis, 1235 nucleotides. RefSeq names its product selenide, water dikinase 1-like. The transcript has 7 exons. Gene Ontology annotation, molecular function: selenide, water dikinase activity; ATP binding. The record is from RefSeq and is a predicted model, not a curated record. Gene Ontology annotation, cellular component: cytoplasm. The annotation marks the transcript as partial. NCBI's taxonomy places the organism in Eukaryota, Metazoa, Chordata, Aves, Passeriformes, Tyrannidae. Gene Ontology annotation, biological process: L-selenocysteine biosynthetic process.
GCAUCGGGCUGGACUCGUGUGUGAUCCCCCUGCGGCACGGGGGGCUGUCACUGGUGCAGACCACCGACUUCUUCUACCCCAUCAUCGAUGACCCCUACAUGAUGGGCCGCAUCGCCUGCGCCAACGUGCUGAGUGACCUGUACGCCAUGGGGGUCACCGAGUGUGACAACGUCCUGAUGCUGCUGAGUGUCAGCCAGCGCAUGACUGACGAGGAGCGGGACAAGGUGAUGCCCCUGAUCAUCCAGGGGUUCCGGGACGCGGCCGAGGACGGGGGGACGUCGGUGACGGGGGGACAGACGGUGCUGAACCCCUGGGUCAUCGUGGGGGGCGUGGCCACGGCCGUCUGCCAAUCCAGCGAGUUCAUCAUGCCGGACAGUGCCGUGCCCGGGGACGUGCUGGUGCUGACCAAACCCUUGGGGACACACAUGGCUGUCACCGCUCACCAGUGGCUGGACAUCCCCGAGCGCUGGAACAAGAUCAAGCUGGUGGUGACACGGGAGGAGGUGGAGCUGGCCUACCAGGAGGCCGUGGCCAGCAUGGCCACCCUCAACCGCACCGCGGCAGGUCUGAUGCGAUCAUUCGGAGCCCACGCAGCCACCGAUGUCACUGGUUUCGGGCUGGUUGGCCACGCCCGGGCUCUGGCGGCCCAGCAGCGCCUCGACGUCGCCUUCGUCAUCCACAACCUGCCCGUGCUGGCCAAGAUGGCGGCCGUGAGCAAGGCCUGUGGGGGCAGGGGGGGCCUCCUGCAGGGGACGGCCUCGGAGACAUCGGGGGGGCUGCUGGUGGUGCUGCCCCGCGCCCAGGCCGCCCGGUUCUGUGCCGAGCUGAAGGCGCCGCCGGGGCGGCCCGAGGGGCUGCAGGCCUGGAUCGUGGGCGUGGUGGAGAAGGGACCCCGGGGGGCUCGGCUCAUCGACAAGCCCCGCAUCAUCGAGGUGCCCCCGGGGAGCCGCCCCCCGCCCCGACAGCCCCGCCACGGCCACGCCCCCCACCCAGUGACGCCACCAGAGCUCCUUUUUAGGUGACCCCAAAAAACCCCAGCGUUUGGGCCAAAAAAACACCCCAAUGUCAGGUCAAACCCACCCCGAAAUCACAUCCAAUCCCCCCCAAAAUCAGGUCAAACCACCCCAAAAUCCACCCCACGGGGUCCCCCACAAGUCCCUCUUUAGGGUGCCCCAAAACACCCAGCAUUUUGGCCAAAAAAACACCCCCAUAUCAGGUCAAACCACCCCAAAAUC